AUGUCCCACCUACGAUACUACGCAUACAACGGCGUCGGAAAGCGCAAUCUAGAAAAGUACUACUACAGUCAAGCAGUCCGGAUAGAUGACCGGAUUGAAUGCGCGGGGCAAGGCAAGUACCCCCCUUCCUACUCUCCCCACCCCCCCCUACCUCCAUCCAUUCAAUAACACACACCAGGCGGUUGGAACCCGAAAACCGGUGAACUGGCAAAGACGAUGGAGGAGCAGAUCGAGAAGGCCUUCCAGAACAUCGAACUGAACCUCAAGGACUCUGGCGGCGCGGGUUGGAGCCAGGUGUACAAGAUACGUUCCUAUCAUGUCGACCUGUCGCCCGAGUCGUUGGGCGCCACCGUCGCCACUAUCCGGAAGUGGUGUCCGAAUCAUGCGCCCGUGUGGACGUGCAUGGGCGUCGCGGCGCUCGGGGAGGAGGGGAUGUUGAUCGAGAUUGAGGUGGAGGCACAGGUUCCGAGG
Molecule: messenger RNA, 471 nt
Organism: Tuber aestivum (summer truffle)
Lineage: Eukaryota; Fungi; Ascomycota; Pezizomycetes; Pezizales; Tuberaceae
Source: the annotation of a GenBank genome assembly